Saccostrea cuccullata (small rock oyster) is the source of this 378-nucleotide messenger RNA. RefSeq names its product nuclear pore complex protein Nup205-like. Gene Ontology annotation, cellular component: nuclear pore. The record is from RefSeq and is a predicted model, not a curated record. The transcript is spliced from 3 exons. The coding region runs from base 52 to 378 and encodes 108 amino acids. NCBI's taxonomy places the organism in Eukaryota, Metazoa, Mollusca, Bivalvia, Ostreida, Ostreidae.
UAUAGAGAUGAAGCCGGUGUUGAUACAGAGGAGGACUUCCUGUCCAGCCUCAUGGCCCGCUAUCGUCAACUUCUCUUUGCCGCACUCAAAUUCUGUCAGGCCAUGCUGACCUCACUGGGUAUAGAAAACCAGGACUGUGGCAAUCAGGUGAUGCAGUUUAUCUUAUCUCACGGAGAAGUUUUCCACGGAAUUCUACGAGACAGACAGCCCAGUUUAAAUCUUUCAGCUCUACGUGAACUAGCUCUAACUACAGCAGUACUGACACGAGCUAACUCCAGAGGCAUUCCAGAUGCAGAAUUUGAUGACCUUGACCCAGCUGGAAUAGAGUUGAAAGGUCAAAAGGUCAGGAUUGAGAGACAGAUGUUGGCUUUAAGGUAG